UUAAUAUUUGGUGUGUCUUACAUUUCUAUAACUUAAAUCAUUUUAACUUCUUCAUAAAGCUAAUUGCUAACACAUUAAUCUCAUUAAUAUAACUCCCUCUCUUUAUAUCUCUUCCCAUUUUUGUGAUUUAUAUGCUAUAAUUCACUGUUGAUUUCAUAUGCUAAGUGGAAGAAACAUGAAGGAAAAAUCUAUAGAGAAGUUUUUUAUGUUGCCAUUUUCUGUAGUGUGUGGUUCUGAAUCAAGUGUUGCAGUGAGCAGUAGCAGCAGCCAAUCUGAGAAAACAAAGACUAAUCCAGCUGAGAAAACAAAAAGACUAGAAGGAGAAGAGAGCUCAUCAAGUGUAAAAAUGAAGAGCUUUUGGGGAUUUUUGGCCAUGACAAGACCAACAUUUUCACAAAAUAUUCGAAGAUUGAAAAGGCAUUUCAAAGGUUUCUCCCAAUUAUUUGUGCACAAAGAGGAAGAGGAAGAAGUGGAAAUGGAGAUAGAAAUAGGGUAUCCAACUGAUGUGAAGCAUGUAACACACAUAGGAUGGGAUGGAUCAACAACAAUUAACCCUAUCAAAGGAUGGGAAAAUUUGAAAACUCCUGAAUUAAUUUCUUUUCCUUCAAUUUCCAUUAAACAAUUUGAACUUGCUAUGGCUGCCCAAGCUGGUGGACCUGUAGAUGUGAAUAAUAACCAUUGUGCUUGACUUUAAUAUUUUUAUUUGUAAUUUCAUCUUGUUUUUCAUUUAAAUUCUGUCAGUUUAUAUUUUUUUCUCUUUUGUGAGGGUGGAGAAAAUUGAUUGUCCUCGAGUGUUAUUAUGGGAUUGGGCUUGUGGGAAUUAGAUUGUAUAGAUAUUGUUAAAAUUAGUAAAAGAAACUUUUUUUUUUCUUUUGGAAAAACCAAAUUUGUCCCUGAACUUCGU
Molecule: messenger RNA, 904 nt
Organism: Nicotiana tabacum (common tobacco)
Lineage: Eukaryota; Viridiplantae; Streptophyta; Magnoliopsida; Solanales; Solanaceae
Product: CRIB domain-containing protein RIC4-like
Source: RefSeq, a predicted model, not a curated record